Messenger RNA from Rhinichthys klamathensis goyatoka, 1752 nucleotides. RefSeq names its product protein serine kinase H1 (gene pskh1). Gene Ontology annotation, biological process: protein phosphorylation. The record is from RefSeq and is a predicted model, not a curated record. Gene Ontology annotation, molecular function: ATP binding; protein kinase activity. Lineage: Eukaryota; Metazoa; Chordata; Actinopteri; Cypriniformes; Leuciscidae. The transcript is spliced from 3 exons. The coding region runs from base 481 to 1752 and encodes 423 amino acids.
GGAGAGGGGGGGGAGAAAGAAAGAAAGGUCUACACAGGAAAAAAGGUGGUCCCACUCCGAAAACACCGUUUCCAAGCAGGCGGUCUCAAUUCCAUACUUUUCUUCUCAUAUCGCAUCGCGAUUAAAGUUAUACAAACACGUUAACAACCCUUAUUUUUGGACUCAACAUGUUCAUGUUAGCAAAAACUAACGGGAUGCUAUCAUUCUAGCAGGAUUAAAGUUUUAGAAAUACGGAAAAAUGGAGAGAAGAGCUGAAACUGGGGUGAAGAGGCUGGCGCUGGGAAUCUCGCCUUACUCCCACCAUCGCCUGUAAGAAAACCCCUCUUAAGAUUAAUAUCUGAUUAAAUUAACAUUUCACGUCGACUGGAAUUCACACAAUUCUGGGGUGUUGACUGAAGAGGUAACUGAGUGUGGGACUGGACGUGUUGCCUUGGAGAUGAGGAUGUGCUGCUGGCACCAGGAAGGAAGGAUUUUGAUGUGAUGGGGUGCAGGACGAGCAAAGUCCUCCCAGAGCCACCCGCUGACGUCCAACUUGACCUAGUCAAAAAGGUAGAGCCGCAUCAGACCGAUGUCUAUAAAAACUUCAUCAGAAGUGAAGGUGGCGGGGAGAAAACAGGCUCGCAAUCCCCUCAGGGUCAAAGCCAGGCUGCUGCUGCGAAGGUGAGCCAGUCCCCUCCACCAGCUAACAGCCAGACAGAGCCCGCUGACCCACACCGGAAAAAGGUAGCCAAAUACAGGGCCAAAUUUGACCCUCGAGUGACUGCUAAGUAUGAUAUCAAAGCUUUGAUAGGUCGGGGCAGUUUCAGUCGGGUUGUACGAGUGGAACACAGGAGCACACGGCAGCCAUACGCCAUCAAGAUGAUCGAGACCCGCUACCGUGAGGGCAGAGAAGUAUGUGAAUCUGAACUUUGCGUCCUGCGACGGGUUCGCCACACUAACAUCAUCCAACUGAUGGAGGUGUUCGAGACAGCUGAGCGGGUCUACAUGGUGAUGGAGCUGGCCACCGGCGGAGAACUGUUCGACCGCAUCAUCGCCCGUGGGUCUUUCACAGAAAGGGAUGCCACGCGGGUGCUGCAGAUGGUUCUCGAUGGCGUGAAGUACCUCCACACGUUGGGCAUCACGCACAGGGACCUGAAACCUGAAAACUUGCUUUACUACCAUCCUGGUGCUGAUUCCAAGAUUAUGAUCACAGACUUUGGCCUGGCCAGCACGCGGAAGAAAGGCGACGAAUGCCUGAUGAAGACGACCUGUGGAACGCCUGAGUACAUCGCUCCUGAGAUCCUCGUUCGUAAGCCGUACACCAAUGCAGUGGACAUGUGGGCGCUGGGAGUCAUCUCCUACAUACUGCUCAGUGGCACCAUGCCUUUUGAGGAUGACAAUCGCAUGCGCCUGUACCGACAGAUCCUCAAAGGGAAAUACAGUUUCUCCGGCGAGCCAUGGCCAAGUGUUUCCAACCUUGCCAAGGACUUCAUUGACCGUGUCCUCACGGUGGAUCCAAAUGAGCGUCUCACUGCGGGCCAAGCACUUAAACACCCUUGGGUUGUCAGCAUGGCAGCUUCCUCCUCUAUGAAGAACCUGCAGCGGUCCAUUUCCCAGAACCUCCUGAAGAGAGCGUCCUCACGCUGCCACAGCACUAAAUCAGCCCAGUCCACUCGCUCCAGCCGCUCCACAAAGUCCAGCAAGGCACGGCGCGUUCGCGAGAAAGAGCUGCGAGAACUCAACCGCCGGUACCAGCAGCAAUGUAGCGGUUGA